Molecule: messenger RNA, 1680 nt
Organism: Vicia faba (fava bean)
Lineage: Eukaryota; Viridiplantae; Streptophyta; Magnoliopsida; Fabales; Fabaceae
Source: the annotation of a GenBank genome assembly
AUGGAGGAAGAUGGUGUUGAUGCAUGUUGUUCAAUAGAAGAUUGGUUGUUACAUGUGAAGGAGCUUGUUCCUAUUGCUCUUGAUAAAGCAAAAGAGGUUAUGGUUAAAGGUUUUUCUGGUAGAUGGAAAAUGAUUAUUUCUAGAUUAGAACAGAUUCCGUUGAUGUUAUCUAAUUUAUCGAGUCAUCCGUGUUUCUCAAAGAAUGCUCUUUGCAAGGAGCAGUUGCAGGCUGUGUCGAAUUUGCUCAGAGACGUGAUCAAAUCGGCUGAGUUGUGUUUGAAGGAGAAAUAUGAAGGUAAGCUUCAGAUGCAAAGUGAUUUGGAUGCGUUGAUUGGGAGAAUGGAUUUGAAUUUAAGAGAUUGUGGACUUUUGAUCAAAACUGGUAUGCUCGGCGAGGCUACUGCGCCGUCCGUGUUAGGUUCUGUGGAACAAUCAGAUGCUGCAGCACAUAAUAACAUAAGGGAGUUACUCGCGCGACUUCAGAUUGGUCAUUUGGAAUCAAAGCACAAAGCUUUGGAUUGUGUUGUUGAGGUUAUGAAAGAAGAUGAAAAGAAUGUUUUGGAUGUUUUGAGUAGGAGCAACAUUGCUGCAUUGGUUCAAUUGCUUACUGCAUCAUCAACAAGGAUAAGAGAGAAAACAGUUACCGUCAUAUGCUCGCUCGUCGAGUCGGGUAGCUGCGAGGAUUGGCUAGUUUCCGAAGGUGUUCUUCCGCCUCUUAUUAGGCUUGUUGAAUCAGGCAGUGCUGUAGGUAGAGAGAAGGCUGCGAUAUCGCUGCAGAGGCUAUCUAUGUCAGCUGAAACAUCACGUGAAAUAGUCGGACACGGAGGCGUUUGUCCGCUGAUCGAGCUUUGUCAAACCGGAGAUUCUGUUUCGCAGGCUGCUGCAGCUUGUACAUUAAAGAAUAUAUCAGCUGUUCCUGAGGUGAGACAAGUUUUAGCCGAAGAAGGGAUUGUUAAGGUUACUAUCAAUCUGUUAGCCUCUGGAAUGUUGUUAGGUUCGAAAGAAUACGCAGCAGAAUGUUUGCAGAAUCUCACUGCAAGCAACGAAAGCCUAAAACAAUCCGUUGUAUCGGAAGGCGGUGUCAGGACUCUUUUAGCCUAUCUCGACGGUCCACUUCCUCAAGAAUCUGCUGUCGCGGCGUUGAGAAAUUUAGUCGGAUCGGUUUCUGAGGAAACAUUGGUUUCGUUAGGAUUACUUCCGCGAUUAGUUCACGUGCUGAAAUUCGGAUCCUCGGGAGCACAACAAGCCGCUGCAUCAGCAAUCUGCCGAGUUUGCAGCUCGACCGAGACGAAAAAACUAGUUGGCGAAUCUGGCUGCAUUCCUCUCCUUGUUAAGAUGCUUGAAGCAAAACCAAACAGUGCAAGAGAAGUUGCUGCACAAGCAUUAUCAUGUUUGAUGACAGUGUCUUAUAACAGAAGAGAAGUUAAAAAAGAUGAUAAAAGUGUGCCUAAUUUGGUUCAGUUGCUUGAUCCUGGUCCUCAAAACAAUGCAAAAAAAUAUGCAGUUCUUUGCCUUGGAUUGAUUUCUUCAAGUAAGAAAUGUAAGAAGCUAAUGAUCUCAUAUGGUGCUAUUGGAUAUUUGAAGAAACUUAAUGAGAUGGAUAUUCCAGGAGCUAAAAAGUUACAUGAGAGAUUAGAAAAAGGAAAGUUAAGAAGUUUGUUUGGUAAGAAAAUAGUGUAA